AUGCCGUCUAUUAAUAAUAACAGAGCAGAAAGAGCCACAGCGCGGAGGAGAGGCGGGCCGGUCCGCAUCACCAUCUCUGAUUCUUCUCUUUUUUUUUCCGAUCUGCACGAAUCCGCCGGCGCGCAAAUAAUGUGACAUAACGCCGCUUCAACUUCCGACAAAACGCUCCUUCUCCACCCGUUUAUUCGUCUUCAUUAUUUUAUUUUUGCAAACAGGUGCCAUCGUGUCGCCCAGCUUCCACGCUGCUGGCACACAGCCUCCCCUCCGCUCGGGCACCUCACUGCGGUCAUCCAUCAGCUCGGGCGGCCGCGGCUUGUUGGUAAACACGAGUCGGAUCCCGCCGGCGAGGACUCCCUCUGGUGCAUUGAUGCACCCGUUUCAGUGGUGUAACGGGUGCUUCUGUGGUCUGGGACUGGUUUACUCCAACAAGUCGUGCACCAUGCCGCCCAUCACCUUCCAGGACCUGCCACUCAACAUCUACAUGGUCAUCUUCGGGACAGGCAUCUUUGUCUUCAUCCUGAGCCUCAUCUUCUGCUGUUACUUCAUCAGCAAACUACGACACCAAGCCCAGAGUGAGCGGUUUGGAUACAGAGAGGUGGUUUUAAAAGGAGAUCCAAAGAAGUUGAGCCUUCAUGGGCAGACGUGCGCCGUGUGUCUCGAGGACUUCAGAGUGAAAGACGAGCUGGGAGUGUUGCCAUGCCAACAUGCUUUCCACAGGAAGUGUCUGGUAAAGUGGCUGGAGGUGCGCUGUGUCUGCCCCAUGUGCAACAAACACAUAGCCGGCCCGCCUGAGCAGCACCACAGCAUAGGCACUCUGCUGGAUGAACUGGUGUAACCUCUGAACCCCUGCCAGCCUGGGCGGGACGCCGGCGCCUGGCCAAACCAGCUGGUAUAAGUUAACGACCAACAGGAAGAGGGACACUGUUUGUGCUGCUAAAGCACAGCAAAACGCCAACACGAUGAUAGUAAGUUGGGGUAACCUAGUUACCACCCGGAGAUAGACUAUGAAAGAUGCUGUUGCCUAGCAACCAUCUCUGAGAUGGCAACACGACACCUUGUAGUGUCUGAGAGAUUAUCUCCAGCCACCCACACAUCACUCCACCAGUCCUCUUUCAACAUCCCCCUCUUCACCCGCUCCAUCACAUCUUCUCCCGUUGCCUCGAGUGAGGUUAACGGCGCCACCGAAGUGGAGGAGACACAGUUGCAUUUUUCAAAGCGAUGUGAGCAAGUGAGUGUUGAAGGAUGGCAGCAGGAGGCACUGACCCCCUCUGAGCAUGUAUGAGUGUCGUGCGUCACAGUGGUCACUGAUAUAAUAUCAAUAUCGGUUGAGGUUAUUGGAAAAUGGAUGCUACUGUAGAAGGUCUUACGUUUUGAGACAUCACAGACAGCUACCACUGCUAAUGACACAGUGAAGCCUUAGAGUUUAGAGCUAUCUAAGAUAACGGCCAGUAGAGAAUUAAUAAUCGACAGGGUUGAUUAAAACUGCUGUCAAGGAAAUUAAAAACUUUUUUUAAAGAUUCACAGGUCACACUGUUUAAAAAAAGGGUUGAAAAGGUGGAUUCACACCUCAUCAGGAGGACAGAAAUCUUAAAUUGUAGUCCACAUGUAGCAGAUUAAUCAGUGUUUCUGCUGAUAUGUUGAACUGAUACUGAUGUGAAACAUCCAUAUCGGUUCCCACCUCUGCAGCGAUAUCAUGUGUGUUCAUGCUCCAGUUGUUCCUUUUUGCACUGGGAUGUUUAUUUGUUCUGACAUGUUUUUAUUGUGUUAUAUAGAUGGAGGGAACUGACACCUCCUGCCUCUCGCUGUAACAGUUUUUUUUGUUGAAAUAUGUUGAAGACUCUUUUUUAGAUAUUGCACUUUGAAUUCACACAAACACACGACAAAAAAAAAAAAAAAAAGUUUUCAUGCCUUUGUUGUCCUGAAAUGUUAGACUAAGGGUUGGAUGCAGCAGGUGUGAUGGAUCUUUUAUAAAAGUCUGUGAAGUAUCACAGACGCUGGUUCAUCUGGAGAUAAAGGCAGCAGCAGUACAGACCCUCGGUGUUGUUCUGUGAACCCGUCUGGGAAGCAACUUAAGCUCACUUUCAAACACUGCGUUCUUGUGGCAUUACUACUGGUGAUUCUGUUUUACAUUCCUGACUCGUAGUUUUAUUUUGUGUGUGUGUGUAUGUGUGUGUUAUUUACACACGAUUCAGAAAGCAAAACACUGCCUAAAUUGAGCACAAAACUCACAAAGCACAUUGUCCAAACACGGAAGGCACCUGCACUGUAAUUAAAAGCCAAACACACAGGUGAGGCUGCUGAAGUCACACGAGUCUGUGUGCCAAGAAAAAAGACGUAGUCCGUCCUGUUGCAUUUUCGACACGUGAGAAAGACAAACGUUCACGCUAAUUCUGGCUACAUUCCACAUUUUGUAAUCCAACAGAUGUAAAUAACGUGGAACAAUAAUAAAUACAGUUGUCU
Messenger RNA from Chelmon rostratus (copperband butterflyfish), 2460 nucleotides. RefSeq names its product ring finger protein 122 (gene rnf122). The record is from RefSeq and is a predicted model, not a curated record. The transcript has 6 exons. Lineage: Eukaryota; Metazoa; Chordata; Actinopteri; Chaetodontiformes; Chaetodontidae. The coding region runs from base 368 to 835 and encodes 155 amino acids.